AUGGAAGUGCCUACCUGGAGUACACUGCUGUGGGAAACAAUCUCUAGCACUGAAGACCUGAUUAGCCUACGAGCUAGGCAAAUCCUACAGAAAGACCAGGACGUCACAGAGGCAAUUCAUCGAUUUGAGAGGAUCCAAGAGCGGAAUAAAACCUACUUUGAUAGCACAAAGGUGAUCAGACUAUACCCCCUGGAGGUAGGAAACCUAGUCUUGGUGCAUAAUACUCAGAUGCAAGAUGAUGUGCGUGCACUUCAGAAGCUCCGUUUUCGGUGGCAUGGACCCUACCGAAUCAGAGAGGUAGUUGGAAAUGGGUCUUAUAGACUGGAAGAGCUUGACGGAACGCCCAUGAAGCACUGGUUUUCAGCGGGCGAAGGCCUUGGUCACAGCGCCGUCAACGGAGACUAG
Penicillium longicatenatum is the source of this 405-nucleotide messenger RNA. RefSeq lists its product as uncharacterized. Lineage: Eukaryota; Fungi; Ascomycota; Eurotiomycetes; Eurotiales; Aspergillaceae. The coding region runs from base 1 to 405 and encodes 134 amino acids. The record is from RefSeq and is a predicted model, not a curated record. The transcript has a single exon.